Drosophila erecta is the source of this 463-nucleotide messenger RNA. RefSeq lists its product as uncharacterized. The transcript is spliced from 3 exons. The coding region runs from base 23 to 157 and encodes 44 amino acids. Lineage: Eukaryota; Metazoa; Arthropoda; Insecta; Diptera; Drosophilidae. The record is from RefSeq and is a predicted model, not a curated record.
AAUCGCCAGUCGAUAGCAAAACAUGAGAGAGUGCUCAUCGCGCAGCAAUACGCGUCUACUUAGUGUGGUAAUCGUAAUCGAUCAACGUCUCAGAAUCGACACUUGUCGAUAUUUAAUCGAGAUUCUAUCUCGCCGCAUAACGGGCGACGAACGAUAGUUGGUUAGACCUGUUCCCACAUCUAUGGAGUUUCAUCUAGACAGUGCAGAAUACUGCCAGGCACAGCACAAAUAAAAAGUAAGCAAUACUACAAAAAGGCGGAGAUAGCCUAAGUGAACACGGUCACCUCUUCGAAAGUCGACAUCGAUAAGUGGUGUGGAUACGACCAUCAUCAUACCGUCAACGGAUCAGCUGACAUCGCGACAGCAGCGGCCCCAAUUAGCCAAAGACUGUCAAUCUGUGGUAGAGAACGAGGAAAACUAAAUUUUGAAGCAUCGUGGUGAUCACAGAAUUUAUCACAGGAAG